Molecule: messenger RNA, 3342 nt
Organism: Anolis sagrei ordinatus
Lineage: Eukaryota; Metazoa; Chordata; Lepidosauria; Squamata; Anolidae
Gene: HTR4
Product: 5-hydroxytryptamine receptor 4
Biological process (GO): adenylate cyclase-activating adrenergic receptor signaling pathway; chemical synaptic transmission; regulation of appetite
Cellular component (GO): plasma membrane
Molecular function (GO): G protein-coupled serotonin receptor activity
Source: RefSeq, a predicted model, not a curated record
GGUGAGAAGGAGGAGGAGGAGGAGAAGGAGAAAGUGCCGCGGCGGCAAAGGAGGCGGCGGCGGAUGGGCCGGGGAGCCGGGAGGCAGGGGCUCCAUGGGGCAGGUUUCGCCCCCUUCGCCCCCCGGGCCCCGGCAACCGCGGGCAAUGCGGGCGGCCGCGUAAGAAAGCACCAUGGUGCCCGGGCUUCUGCCUCUGCGAUGGACCACAUCUCUUCUAUGGAUGCUGAAUUCCCAGUUUCCCAUGCCUGUUGCCUGUGAUGGAUGUGAGCUCAACUGAGGGAUUUGGCCUGGAAAAGAUUGUGCUGCUCACCUUUAUUUCUGCAGUUAUUCUUAUGGCUAUCCUGGGGAAUUUGCUGGUGAUGGUGGCUGUGUGCAGGGACAGACAACUCAGGAAAAUCAAGACCAAUUAUUUCAUAGUAUCACUUGCAUUUGCUGACUUGCUAGUAUCAGUUUUGGUGAUGCCGUUUGGAGCCAUUGAGCUUGUUCAAGAUAACUGGAUUUAUGGAAAGAUGUUCUGUUUGAUUCGGACAUCUUUAGAUGUUCUCCUCACCACAGCAUCAAUUCUCCAUCUCUGCUGUAUAUCCCUAGACAGGUACUAUGCUAUCUGCUGCCAGCCUUUGGUUUAUAGGAAUAAGAUGACCCCCUUGCGCAUUGCUCUAAUGCUGGGAGGCUGCUGGGUAAUCCCAAUGUUUAUUUCAUUUCUCCCUAUAAUGCAAGGCUGGAAUAGCAUUGGCAUCGUGGACUUGAUAGAGCAAAGGCAGUUCAACAAUGUGUCAAACUCAACUUACUGCAUAUUUAUGGUCAACAAGCCCUAUGCUAUCACCUGCUCAGUGGUGGCCUUCUACAUUCCAUUUCUGCUAAUGGUGCUAGCCUACUACCGGAUAUAUGUUACGGCCAGGGAGCAUGCUCACCAGAUACGAAUUUUACAGCGUGCAGGGGCGCCAACAGAUGGGAGGCCCCACCACCCUGAUCAGCACAGCACACAUCGCAUGAAGACUGAGACUAAGGCAGCCAAGACCCUCUGUAUCAUCAUGGGAUGCUUUUGCUUAUGUUGGGCGCCCUUCUUUAUCACAAAUGUAAUAGACCCUUUCAUAGACUAUGCAGUUCCUCCUCAGUUGUGGACUGCUUUUUUGUGGCUUGGAUACAUCAAUUCAGGACUGAAUCCUUUUCUUUAUGCAUUUUUGAACAAGUCUUUCAGACGUGCCUUCCUCAUCAUCCUGUGUUGUGGUGAUGAACGAUACAGAAGGCCUUCCAUUUUAGGACAAACUGUCCCCUGUUCCACCACUACUAUAAAUGGAUCAACUCAUGUGCUAAGGUACACAGUCUUGUACAAUGGAAAUCAACAAGAACAUGACAAGCUUCCAAUCCACAAUGAUCCAGAAUCCCAAGAGUCCUGCUUCUGACCAAGGUCCCAGAAUAUGCAUCUAGCAUGUAGGCGAGUCUCAAGAUAGUUGUGCUCUCGGGAUGGAAUGCCAGGUCAAUGUUGUCUACAUUGCCAUCAUCUCUCCUGCAUUGAUUUGGCACCUGGACCAGCAACAAUCAUGUGUUUGCUGACAAAAGCAAAUGGGCCAAGUUGGCAUAGGAGAAAAAAAGAAGAUAUUUUGAUGUUGCUGCAGAGCAAUGUAUAAACAAGUCCUAGUGCUUUGUGUAUGGUGAACAAACAACAAGCAAGAUCUUUGGUUGUUCUUGUGAUUUCUCCAGUUGAAGUGUUUGUACGCACACAUCUUUUUGUUAUGUGGUGACCAUAUGAAUCUCCCACCAGAUGUUGAGGUUUGACUUGAAGUGCUAACAUCAAGCCACAGUUUUGCUUUACCAAAAAUGAAAACUGGGACAUUUUUCUCAAUUGUUUUAAAUAAUGAAUGCUUACUCAAGAAGCACUUCCUACCCUCAACAACAAAAGAGAACAUCAUUUGUACAUUAUUUCCUUUGCCUCCCCCACUCAAUAUAUUUCUUUGCCCAUCAAAGAAGAGCUGAAAUGUGUCCCAUGGAAAAAUAAUUGACUGUAAAAUGAAAGUAUAGUCUAUGCAGCCCUGCAGCUCCAACGAGGCUGAUCUUUUAAAAGCAAAAUGGGCAUUGGAUAUUAGCUAGUUUCCACCUGUAAAGUGUUGCUGUUAGUCUCCUCCCGUAUCUUAAUGAGAUUUUUUAUGGGAUAAGUACGGGACAGCUUUGAAGGAAAUGUAGAUCCAGGGACAGAAGUAUUGAGAAAAAAGAGCUAUCCUGUAAUAGCGCACUAAGUGCCAUCUUGAUAUGCCUGUACCAGUUUACAUGUGAACAUCUUUUUAUACUUGAGGGAUUCAUCCAAAAAAUAGCCCUACUUGGGUUAAGUCAUGUAGUUGCUCUCCAUUCCUUUAAGCACAAGCUGGGACAGGGGCUCAGGGACAGUGUGAGAUGAACACAGUGCUUACUUGAGUGCCUUUAGGUUUGUCAGGGUUUACUGGUGGUCAUUCUCCUACUUGAUAAAAGGAUGAGAGCCCCGUGUUCAGAAGGUAGCAAGCUAUCAGCCAAAGUUAAUCCAAUGAUCCAAGCAACAAGAGGGAGAGGACUGGAAUCCAGACCUGGUAUUGAAGGUAACAGCAGGGCAAGCCACAGGGUUUGCUAACACAAAGAAGAGUAGGAGGAAGAAGUUUAACAUGGCAAGUGUGUUUUCAGAGGGAGAAACAUGCAGCUGACACUGAAGAGCAUUCAUUGGGUUACAGUGGUUCAGAGCUAGGCAGAACUGCCUUUGCUCCCUGAGGCACCAAACUACACGCAGAGCUGGUUCAACAGCUUGUAAAUCAGAGCUGAGAACUGUAUAGCCACGCUGCAUCUUCCAGCAUUCCUCUCUAUUGUCUGUACUAUCUAGGGCUGGAGAUAGUACAGACAUGGUGUAGCCCAGGAAACGAGGAGCCGAGGUCAUGCACCUGGGAAAUCUGCACCUUGAGAAUGUUUUCUUUUCCUAAACCUUUCCCAGAAUCUUUAGCUAUUUCUUCUACAUAGCAGGCCCUUUACUAGGAUGUUGUAUCAACUAUGUUCUGCAUGCAGGUGUUAUAGCAUUCCCUUUGGCAGGAAUCCCCACCCCACCCUUUUUUGCAUGCUGCAUCAACAGGCAUGGCUAUCGAUCCAGGGAUGCCUGGAGUCUGGUUUACAUGCCACUGGAAAUGUACCAGUCCAGACAUGGACCCGCACUUUCCUUGGCUAAAGAUCUCUCCCAAAGGUGGCAACCUUCCUCUGGAAUACAGAUACUUCGUUAUACUGCAUAAAUAUGUUCAGAUUUUUUAUGUAUAAAAGAAAGUCUGAAGUUAUUUAUUAUUUGUUUGUAAGGGGAUUAUUUGUUUCCCAUUAAAGACUUCUGAGUAUUAGAGC